AUGACCAGCCAGUCUCAGGGGAUCCACCAGCUCCUUCAGGCAGAAAAAAGGGCCAAGGACAAGCUAGAGGAAGCCAAGAAGAAAAACGGCUGCGCCAGCAGAAAAGAGAAGCGAUUGAAGCAAGCUAAAGAAGAAGCUAUGGCAGAAAUUGACCAGUACAGAAUGCAGAGAGAGAAGGAGUUUAGACUGAAACAAUUUAAGGUAAUGGGCUCUCAAAGUAAUCUCUCAGAAGAAAUAGAAGAGCAAACACAAGGGAAGAUAAAAGAACUGAGUGGAAGCUACAACAAGUACAUGGAAAGUGUGUUGAAACAGCUUUUGAACAUUGUUUGUGAUGUGAAGCCAGAAAUCCAUGUAAACUACAGAGCCACCAACUAA
Messenger RNA from Neomonachus schauinslandi (Hawaiian monk seal), 375 nucleotides. RefSeq names its product ATPase H+ transporting V1 subunit G3 (gene ATP6V1G3). The transcript is spliced from 4 exons. The coding region runs from base 1 to 375 and encodes 124 amino acids. The record is from RefSeq and is a predicted model, not a curated record. Lineage: Eukaryota; Metazoa; Chordata; Mammalia; Carnivora; Phocidae. Gene Ontology annotation, molecular function: proton-transporting ATPase activity, rotational mechanism. Gene Ontology annotation, biological process: proton transmembrane transport. Gene Ontology annotation, cellular component: vacuolar proton-transporting V-type ATPase complex.